Molecule: messenger RNA, 4569 nt
Organism: Columba livia (rock pigeon)
Lineage: Eukaryota; Metazoa; Chordata; Aves; Columbiformes; Columbidae
Gene: TIGD4
Product: tigger transposable element derived 4
Exons: 1
Coding region: 908-2443 (511 amino acids)
Cellular component (GO): nucleus
Molecular function (GO): DNA binding
Source: RefSeq, a predicted model, not a curated record
CCGGGGCCUCUGGGGGCCCAGGGGUGCGGAGAGGCGGCGGCGGAGCGCUUCACAGAAUCCCAGAAUGUUAGGGAUUGGAAGGGACCUCAAAAGAUCAUCUAGUCCAAUCCCGCUGCCGGAGCAGGAACACCUAGAUGAGGUUACACAGGAAGGUGUCCAGGCUGGUUUUGAAUGUCUCCAGAGAAGGAGACUCCACAACCUCCCUGGGCAGCCUGUUCCAGUGUUCUGUCACCCUCACUGAGAAGUUUCUUCUCAGAUUUAAGUGAAACCUCCUGUGUUCCAGUUUGUACCCAUUGCUCCUUGUCUUAUCAUUGGUUGUCACCGAGAAGAGCCUGGCUCCAUCCUCGUGACACCCUUUAUAUAUCUGUAAACAUUAAUGAGGUCACCCCUCAGUCCCCUCCAAGCUAAAGAGACCCAGUUCCCUCAGCCUUUCCUCAUAAGGGAGAUGUUCCACUCCCUUAUCAUCUUCGUUGCCCUGUGCUGGACGUUCUCCAGCAGUUCCCUGUCCUUCUUGAACUGAGGGGCCCAGAACUGGACACAAUAUUCCAGGUGUGGUCUCACCAGGGCAGAGUAGAGGGGAAGGAGAACCUCUCUCGACCCACUAACCACCCCGCUUUCAAUACAGCCCAGGAUGCCAUUGGCCUUCCUGGCCACAAGGGCACAGUGCUGGCUCAUGGUCAUCCUGCUGUCCUUUAAUCCUUGGCGAGAUUAAACUGUGCAGCCCUGGCGUGUAUGUGCCAGCUGCAACCGGGAGGCUGCCCCUGCCCCUGCCAAGUGCCAUGCCCGUGAGAUCAGAGCACCGCCUUGAAAACGAGCCUCAUGGAAAGCGCCAGCAGCCCGAAGCGGCAGAGCGGGAGCGUGCCUGCCCGGCGUGGGUGUGCGCGCCUGGGACGGGGAGCUCGGUACCAUGGCAGAGGCUUCGGGAAGCCCUCCUCCACAACCGACUGUGAGGAGGAAAAAAAGCAUAUCUAUUGAGGAAAAAAUCGACAUCAUAAGUGCUGUGGAAAGCGGUACGAAAAAGGCAGACAUCGCAGCCAAGUAUGGCAUAAAGAAGAAUUCCUUGUCUUCAAUUAUGAAGAAUAAAGAAAAAGUUCUGGAAGCCUUUGAAUCUUUACGAUUUGAUCCUAAAAGAAAAAGACUAAGGACUGCUUUUUAUAGCGACCUGGAGGAGGCACUGGUGAAGUGGUACAGGAUUGCUCAGUGCUUGAAUGUGCCAGUAAAUGGUCCUAUGUUGCGCCUCAAGGCUAAUGAUUUUGCCCAGAAGCUUGGACAUAGUGAUUUUAAAUGCAGUAAUGGCUGGCUCGAUCGUUUCAAGUCAAGGUAUGGUUUAGUUUUCAGAGCUCAUCCUGUAGAAGCAGCUGCUACUACAGUGGAUGCUCCAACUCUUUGGUGCCAAAAUAUUCUUCCUUAUUAUUUAAAGGAUUAUCAGCCAAAAAACGUGUUUUAUAUACAGGAAACUGGGUUGUUGUAUCAGAUGUUACCGCAUAACACAUUUGCAUUUAAAGGGGAAACUUGUUCUGUAGGUGAAGUAAGCAAGAAGAGAAUAACUGUAGUGGUGGGUACAAAUAUGGAUGGCUCUGAGAAACUUCCUUUGCUUGUUAUAGGAAAAAACAAGAGUCCUCGCUCUUUCAAAGAUAUAUUGUCACUCCCUGUGGAUUAUGAAGCAAAUGAUAUGGCGUGGAUGACUUCGGAAGUGUUCAAACAGUGGAUGCUUAAACUCGAUGACAGAUUUCGAGCACAGCAGCGACGAGUAGUUAUUCUUGUUGAUUCUCUCCCAGCUCACCCAGAAGUAAAGAACCUGAAGUCUGUCAAGUUAGUGUUCCCUCCUCCAGACUCUUCUUUGAGUAUAGCUGCGAAGCAAGGGGCUAUCAGAAGUCUGAAGGUUAAAUACAGGUGCUGUCUUAUCAAGAGAUUUGUUGACUGUGUAGAAAGUAAUAAAGAGUUUAUGCUGACUCUUCUCGAUGCAAUUGAGAUGUUGGACCUGUGCUGGAGGAAAGUAGCACCAAAGACUAUUGUAAAAAGUUAUAAUGAAGCAGGAUCCAAAUUAGAAACCCAGGCAAAUGAUAAUGACACAGAGGUUGGAAGUGAUUUUGAUUUGAUUGCACAUGCACAGGCAGCUGGAGUGGAGUUUCCAGACGGUUUGUCUUUGGAGGAAUAUGCAGCUCUAGAUGAUGGCUUGGUAACUUGUGAAAUGCCCACAAAUAACAAAAGAAUGUGUGCCAAAGAAGGUGCAUCAGAUAAACCUGGGACAUUUGUUGGUGAUGAAGAUGAGGAUGAAGCUGAUCAAUUUCAGGGAGCUGAACAGCCUUUACCAUCAAAACAUGAGGCUUUGAGUGCUUUAGAUACCCUUCGAAAGUUUCUCAGAAGUCAAGACGUGAAUAAUAUUUUUCAUGAUUCCUUAGCUGACCUGGAGAAUUUUAUUCAACAUGUAGCAUGUAAAUAAAUAUUUUAGUAAAAUGUGAAAGCAUGUAAUGGAAAAAAAGGAAUUGUAUAAGUAAACAAAAACAGGCAGUUUAAUAAUUGUGGCUGCUGUGUCCUCUAGCAUGUCUUGCUCAGGUGCCUAGAUGUACAUAAUGAAAGAAAUCCGAAAUUAUGAAAAAGGGCUGUGAACUGAAGUUUUCCACAAAAUCAGGUGGAAAUAACACAAAAUUUGGGGUGGAGAGAGGAAAUAAGUUGAACCUUUAAAAUUAUAACUGCAGUAUGCACAAUGGAGGCAAAAGCAAUUCUUUGAGCAGUUUGGUACACUCAGAAUGAACUGGUGCCCACUUGGAAUUCUUUCUUCAGGAAAAGAUUAGCACUUCUUCACAUCGAUAAUUUCACCAGUGUCUCUGUUGUUGACAGUGGAACAAUAAAUAUUUAUCAGCUUCGUGCUUUUGAUACUUAAAAAAUUGAGUAACACAGAAAAUAUGUACUUAAGUUCUGAGGACUAAGGGCUUUUUAAAAUAAUUUUUUUUUUGUCCUUGUUCAAGAAUUCUGACCAGUUUAUUCUUGCAGCUGAUGAUGAACAGCAGAAAGUUACCAGCAUUGUAUGUGCUGUCAGAUUCAAUGCACCAAUGCAGUUCAGCGUUAUCAGUGCCAUUAAGAGGGGUGCUGUUUGCAUGACUACAGUGUGAAGUUGAGUAAAUCACAGUAUGUUUAUACAUCUUCAAGUAUGGGGUUCAAGUAGUGUAACUAUCCCAGAGCCAAAAAUCUCAGUUUGUUUGAGACAUACCGUUAGUGACUUUUUUCAAAACCCAUUUUAAAGAUUUUCCUCCCACAGAGACCAGUGGAGGAUUUUUCUGUAGUAAUUUUUUUUAUUUAAAAUCCAUGGUUUGCUUUGCAUCAGCAUCUCCUACUACAAAUAAGUUCAGGAAAAGUUUCUAUUAUCCACAUAGUAAAUUUGUAUAUUGUUUAAAAUUCAGCUCCAUCAUCCCAGGAUCCAGAUAAGCAGACUCCUGUUUCCUUCUAAGAGAAUUCUGAGUGUGAAAGUGUGGAUCUGAGUGAGAAAGACUUGCAUAAGUAAGCAGCAGGUCUUGGUUAAGCAAGGGUUAGAUUUACAAGAAGUGUAGCCUUUGCAAGAUGAGGUGUUGAAAAUCAGGAGAUAGGAAAUAGCCAUUAGCUGCUGACAAAGGAAGUAAAUUACUGAGUGCUGUCAUACUCUCUCAUAAAAUCAGCAGGAAGGAUUUACUAAUUUGGCCUGGACUUUGUUUUAACAAACAUACAACCCAUCAAAAUCCUGUAUCUUUAGAGAAUAUAUGACUUUUCCCAGCCUCUUCAUUCAUUCUGAGAAGCCAAGGUAAAAUUCACUCACUAAAACAAUUUUUUUAGGUCAGACACUUUAUAUUCUAACACUAUACCUUUCAAAAUUAUUUAGGAGCCCAAAUCUUUCUUUUCACUUGGGUUUUGGUCACAUUUAUAUUCGAACAGAGAACAUGAAAUCCAUUAUGAAGCUUGUUGCUACUUUAGGUGUUUCUUCAUGGGGAAACGCGGACUCCUCAGAUCCAAAAUGCUAGCAGUGAAGAAGAAAGUGGUACACCAUGUAAAUGUUAGUCAUUUUAGCCCAUAUAUGCAGUUUGAGCUAGAGAAUUUUUUACACUGUGUAGGUAAACCAUCAGGACACUGGCUUUUUAUGUCUGGGGUGGUAUCUGUUGGAGGGAGAGGGAGAAUAUUGCUUUAGAGUGCACUGUAUUUAAAAAUAAGAACCUUUUCUACAAAAGGCAGAUUAUGAAGGCUGUGAUUUGCUUUAAUACUUCAAAUACUAGUUUAGACAACUAAGUGUUUUUUCUUAUAUACUUUUCUACUCCAUGCUAUAGUUAGAUAACAGUUACAUGCUUUGGCAUCAAGUCAGUGAGGUCAUUUUCAGUAACCCGAAGUUACUUCUAGAAAUGUAAACUGAAAAUAUGAAGCUUUAAUAGUAUAAGUAAUUUCCAAACAGGGGCAAAAUAAAAAAAAAAUAAAUUGGAACAUAGAUUUGAUAUAAUCAAAAGCAUCCUCAGAGUCAUUCUCGAGACAAGUAAUAUGUAAAAUUAAGUAUGCUUUUCAAAAUACAUCUGCAUUUGAAAAUUUUAAUAAAUACUACACUAUUUCUGA